Molecule: messenger RNA, 2642 nt
Organism: Tigriopus californicus
Lineage: Eukaryota; Metazoa; Arthropoda; Copepoda; Harpacticoida; Harpacticidae
Product: rho GTPase-activating protein 44-like
Exons: 2
Coding region: 359-2479 (706 amino acids)
Biological process (GO): regulation of actin cytoskeleton organization; signal transduction; positive regulation of GTPase activity
Cellular component (GO): intracellular anatomical structure
Molecular function (GO): GTPase activator activity
Source: RefSeq, a predicted model, not a curated record
AAGUGCAUCCUGCGUGUGGGAAAAAAAGAAAUAGAGAGCUUUGCUUUAUUGUGUGUAGUGAGUGAGCCACAUACCUAGUCUUCUACGUCAACGAGGUGAAAUAUGUAUUUGUUCCGUCUACCAAAUACUAGUAGUUCUGCCACUCCAGAGGAAUAGUGAUUUUCAAGUUUUAUGUCGGUGACGGAUCAACGUGAUUCAACUUGCUAACCAAGACCGCGAUCUUGCUUCGAAAAGAUCAUUUUUUUUGCGGGACAGACAAGUGGCAACGAUCAGGAAUGAAUUACUGACCGUGGGGUGAUUGACAAGAUACAGCUCAAAAUCAGUCUGAAGGACAAAUUUUUGUAAUCGGGUCAACAAGAUGAAUUGGACUUGGGCUCACAAAGCGUCCAAAGAUGUUCGUCCCGAGAAGGCGAUAUCAGCCGAGGCUCGUCUUAUGGCCAUCAAGAAGGCCGGAAAGAUAUGGAAGAAAGGAGUGGAGGAUUCCCUCAAAACGGCGCCACAUAAGAACAAAAAUGAUACCUUAGACACCCGGAAACGAAGAACUGCUGAAUUUGUCCUGGGCGAAACCGUGGGGUUGGCAGUUCAAGCAUUGAAGGAGGAAAAAACUGUGAUGAAUAUCCCACCUCCGGCCACGUCUCCUUUAUGCACAAUUCUGGAAAGAUUCGCCAAUUUGGAGAAGACCAUUGCCCAUAUGCUUACCACCAACGAAUCGGAGAUCACUACCUUCAUCUCAUCUCACACGCCCUUGUCGAAACUCUUGACCGAUGAUGUGCCGGCCGUAAUUUUGGCCAAGAAAGAAUUGGAUCAACUCAUCAAGCGGAGAGCUCAGUGCAACAACAGUCUGGAUAAAGAGACCAACAAGUUCAAGAAGAUGUCCAAUGAGGACGAUAUUGAAGAUGAGCGAUUGAAUCAGCAGUUGGAGACGAAGGAAAAGAUUGCUUUCGACUUGGAUAACUUAGAGAAGGAGGUGAACCAGGAAAAUGACAAGCUCACCUCCACCCUGAUGACCUUAGUGUCUCGAGAGAACCGCUACGCCGAGUCGGUCUUGGAACUCAUGAAGCUGAAGAAAAGCUUCUACGAGAAUGCCUUCAAGACACUAGAAGCGGAAUUACCCAAUGUGCAGAAGAUACUUCAAGAAACCAAGUUUCGGCCCGUGUUUGGAGAGCGCCUAGAGGAUCACCUAGAGGCCACUGAGAAAGAUAUUGCCUUUCCGAUAUGGCUCGCCAUCAACAAAAUGCUAGAAUCAGGUUUGAAUGACGAGGGCCUCUUUCGUAUUUCUCCCAAGCAAAUCAAACUGGACAAGUUUAAGGCUUAUCUGGAUUCUCAUGAGCCAGUGAAUGAGCUUGUCGUCGAAGGUGACGUUCAUUUACAGGCGGGCCUGCUGAAGAGCUACUUACGAGAACUCCCCGUCCCACUUUUGGGCGGACGGGACGCCUACGAUCGAUGGAUCCAAAGCAGUGUGAUGAGAGACGAGCGGAAGAAAAUCAAAGAGUUCCAAAGCAUUUUAGACGAAGAGGUCUCCACAAGCAUUAAAAAAAACAUUCAAUAUGUGAUAAAGUUCCUGCAAGAGCUGUCAAAGAAGUCAAAGGCCACGAAGAUGACCCCACGGAACAUCGCAAUCGUGUUGGGGCCGAACUUGCUUUGGUCGGAUCGUGGUUUCGAGACGGACCAGAGUAACCUGGAGAACAUUAUUGCCAUCGUAGCCACCAUGAUUGAAUGCUAUCACACCAUAUUUCCCGUGGAUAUCAGCUUUUCACCGGACGGCUCGUGGCUGCCUCAGUCCAAAUGCGUCUCGGAACCCGGAACUCCCGUGGGCAUCGACGGUCAUCAACUACAAAAGUCAGCGUCCGCGUCUCCAGCUGUGACCCGAAACACAAUUCACCUUACAACGCAAGUACCGGUUCCUGCUCCGCGAACCAGCCUUUGCUUGGAUAGCCCAUCGCCCAAUCACAAGCGGAAGGUCUCGAUCCGAUCGAAAAUGAUUAACAAAAUGAAGAUGGGCGGCCCAGGAGCGGCGAAUGAGAAAUUGGCCACCUUACCACCCCCGCCCAGUCAUCCGCCUCCAUCACUCCCCCAUGGUAUUCACGGGUCUCAGUCGAAUCAGCAGACUCCACCCCCGAAGGCACCACGCCCCACUUCCAUCAGUCUUAGCAAAGGCACAGAAGAGCCCAAUUUGUUCGGCGGGGUUGCUUCAAUCUACCCGUCUUUGAUUGUCCGUCCUAGUUCGCCAGAUCAUUUAAUUCUUUUGCCGGGGACAGUCUCGUCCUCCACGGCCCCAGAGGAACACGCCCAGGACCCAAAUCCCGUGCCCUAUGAGCGGGCGUCGCUGACCAAGAGCAUUCCACCAUCUUCUGAGGAUAAGAACAGGCACAACACAGUUCCAACGACAAUGCUGGAGUCUCCUCAAACGGUUCUCCAAGCUACUGCAACGACCACGAGCUCGGCCAUUCCGUCCUCCAAUGGAGCCACGGCUCGCUAAUGAGGUCGCCAACGACCAACCAACCAGAGCAGUUUUGUGAUAACUUCGAUAUUUUGUAGCCAUCAGUGCAAGACUAAAAUGCCGUCAUUCAAAUGACAUCGAUAUAAAUGGAACUAUUUUGGAUUGAUUUUGAAACGAAUGAAACUUAUUCACUUAAAAUUGA